Messenger RNA from Hemibagrus wyckioides, 3270 nucleotides. RefSeq names its product inner centromere protein (gene incenp). Gene Ontology annotation, molecular function: protein serine/threonine kinase activator activity. Gene Ontology annotation, biological process: mitotic cytokinesis; positive regulation of protein serine/threonine kinase activity; metaphase chromosome alignment. Gene Ontology annotation, cellular component: chromosome passenger complex; nucleus; midbody. The coding region runs from base 195 to 2873 and encodes 892 amino acids. Lineage: Eukaryota; Metazoa; Chordata; Actinopteri; Siluriformes; Bagridae. The record is from RefSeq and is a predicted model, not a curated record. The transcript is spliced from 21 exons.
CGUUUAGAGCGGGUGGCUCGAGGAGACGUUUUCAUGUAACAGUGGAAUGGCGGUUGUUUUUUACUUUUUGUAGCGCAGUGGGAUUUGUAUGUUUAUGAAAAGAAUAAAAGGAGACACACGGGGCCAAAAGAAGACGUCGGACUGUGUGAACUGUUAGGCUUAUAUUUUUUUUAAAAAACGAAAGGGACGCAGCCAUGAGUUCCCUCCCAGAGGCCACUCGCUCCCUCGUGCAGGUGUUCAAUGGGAAGCUGCAGGAGUUCACCAAUGAGAUCGAGAGUAUUCACAUGGUAUGGCUGGAGGAGAUUCAGCAGGAGGCUAAGCGCAUGUUCUCCAGCGACUUCAGCACAGAGCCAGAGCUCAUGCCAAAGACGCCAUCGCAGAAAAAGACGAACCGGAGGAAACGGGUGUCUACGGAGCUCAGCGACUCUCGUAGCAAAAGACGUUUCUCUAAGGGGAAGCGCAGUAACCUGCGACGUUCCUCAGUCCAGCUCACUCUCAAUUCUAUCUCUGAGUUGGUGGAUGCACAUGUCCCCAGUAGCAGUAUUGACAGUGUGGCUGAGGAGCCUGUUCGCCGCACACGACGUAAUAAAGCCGCUGCCGGUACAGCUGCAGAAAGUGAGCCAGUCAAACGUAGCACGCGCACCAAAGCAGCUGCCAAGGCAAAGGAACAAGCUGAGAAGGUGGAGGAGGAGUCGACAGCUCCACAGUCACCUGAAAAUGUUUCAAGGGAGCAGGAGCACAAGGUAGAGGAGUCAAGCAGCUCUUCAUCUCCUGUGCAGAUGCUGGUGUCUGAGGUUGUGGUGAAAGUCCCCGCUGCCGAGCGUCUUUCUGCUGAAAAGUUGCUCCAGUGCUCUCCCUCUCCAAGCCGCUCUGCACAGAAGAUUACCAUUGCGGCUGCAGGAGGCCAGGCAUCGGCACGGAAAUCGGGCCGACAAUCCCUGGUGGUACGGCGCUCUCUUGCAGGCCUCAGGCAUAGCAUGACUCAGGAAGCAGUGCGGCGUGCUUCUCGACGCUCGUUUCUGAAGAAGAAAGCCAGGUUGGGCAACUCAACAUGUAGCAGCACAGUCAGUGGGGAUGUGUCUGUGGAUGUAGAACCAGAGGAUAAUGAUGAGAUGGAGGACAAGAUGGAAGUGGUGGUUACUGAGGAAGAGCCAGACGCAGAAUCUAACGCUGAAACUCCGUCAACCCAGCCUGAGGAGACUGAGCCUGUGAAACUGGUAGAGGAAAAUGUUCCCAUACUGGUGGAGGAAGAGAUGGCACCAUCUCCGAGUGUCCAGGAAAACUGCCGAUUCACGCGCUCCAUGGCUCGGCCCUCAGUAUCCGAUGACAGUGGGAAAAAUACUCAGGAUGAUGUUCGGGCCUCUCGCACCGCUUCCAAGCGUGCAGCUGCAGAAGCAGCAGUUGAAGCAAUUUGCACCCCCAAGAAGAAGCACUCUCCCCCUAAGAAGUACAUGACUGGCAUCACACCUGGCAUGCGCUCCUUCCUGCACACGGUGCAGAAGAACCAGCUGCUGAUGAUGACACCAAGCUCUCUUGGGCGCACUUCAGUCAUGAAGUCCUUCAUUAAGCAGAGCGGAAAACUUGAGGUCAAGUUGAGCACUGGCUCAGUGGAACGGGAGCGACAGAAAUGGGAUGCACUUAACAAGAAGAUUGAACAAGAAAAUGAAAGAAAGAGAAAGUUGGAGGAGGAGAGGAGGAGGAAACAGGAAGAAAUUAAAAAGAAACGGGACGAGCGUUUGAAACGAGUAGUGGAGGCCCGGGUGAAGGGAGAAAAGGAGAAGGAGCAGGAAAAGAAAAAGAAAAUCGAAGAGAAAAUGGCACAAAUUGAGAAGAAAAAUGACAUGCUGCGUGUGGAGCGGCUUGCCGAGGAGAAAGCCAAGAAAAAGGUGGCAACUAAACGUCAAGAGGAACUGGAACUUCGCAGGAAACAGGAAGAGGCAGCGCGGAAGAAAAAGCUUCAGCAAGCUGAGGAGGAGGAACGGCGACACCAGGAGCUCCUGGCCAAACGCAGAGCCGAGGAGGAGCGGGAGAAGGCACGCAAACAAGCCGAGGCCACUCGUGCACUGGAGCUCAAGAAGGAGCAAGAAAAGGAGAAGGAACGAGAGCGCGAGAGGCAACGCGAGGAGAGAGAGAGGGAGCGAGAACGACAGGCUGCUGCUGAGAGAGAGCGACUGGAGCGUGAGAGAGUGGAGCGUGAAAAGGCCAUAGCUCUUCAGAAGGAACUGGAGAGAGCGGCCAAGGAGAAGAGGGAGCUAGAGGAGAAGAGGAGGAAGGAAGAGGAGCAGAAAAAGGCUGAGGAGGAGAGAUUGGCCCAACAGAAACGUGCUGCUGCUACUGCUGCUGUGCCCCCUACUACCACUACUGUUGUAAAUCUGCCCAUCAGCAAAGCUCUUAACACCACAAUUACACACAGUCCUGCACUAAAUGUUACUGUAGAUAUUGAGCAAUCGGUCAUGAAAACUCCAGCGGGUAAAAGUGCAGCUCAUAACAAGACGAUUGGGGAUAAGGGAACGGGGCUGAAUGUUACUGUAGAUGUCGAGCAGUCUCCUCAGUCCUACCAGAUUACACCUAAAGGGAAGAAGGUUGCUGUAUUGGUCAAUCCAGACGACUACGGUAUGGACCAGAACAGUGAUGACUCGACAGAUGAUGAGUCUGCACCCAGGAAACCCAUCCCUUCAUGGGCCGAGGGCAUGCAGCUUCAGCAAGCUAUCAUGAAACAAUAUUAUGACCCACUGGAUCUGCACACGUACUUUGGAGAUGUUGAGCAGCCCAAACUGGAAAAGAUUUUCCUAAAGACCAAACCACGCUUCUACAAGCGCACAAGCUCUGCUGUCUGGCACUCUCCUCCACGCAUGGGUGCCAUGCCUAACUAGCUGGGAACUGUCUGUUAGCCUUGUCUUUUUUUUUUCUUUCUCUCUCUCUCUCUUUUUAAUAUGUAAGCAUUUUAGGUUUUGUGUUUGUAUAAAACAUUUGAUUUCACUUAAAUAAAGUGCUAUAAAAAUGUAUCAGAAUUAGAGUAAUACAAAAACACAAAAGCGUUUCACGACAAAACGCCGGGCACGUUUCCGCUCUCAUUUAACCUACAGUAUUUAUUAAUACUGUUAGUACUGUUAGAAAUGGAGGCCUUCAUACAUUCACUAUGAAGUUGCAAUGCCACUUUGGGAUACAAUUAAUGGGUUCCAAUAAUCACUAUGUAUGUAUAUAAAUCUGCUUGAACCUGCAUAUUCUUUGUUUUUUCAGUGUUUUGAAAUGAAGCAAUUUAUUUCAACA